Molecule: messenger RNA, 1201 nt
Organism: Cylicocyclus nassatus
Lineage: Eukaryota; Metazoa; Nematoda; Chromadorea; Rhabditida; Strongylidae
Source: the annotation of a GenBank genome assembly
AGGAAUUCUUGUACGCAUGGAAUCUUCAGCACAAUUGAGAAAAUUAGCGGUGUUGAGGUUGAGACUUCAAGAAGGCUGUUCUUUGACUCAGCAAGAUCUGAGUGAAUUGCUUGGGAUUGUGAAAAACUCAGACGUCUACUGCGAUGACGUCUUCCGUCAUUCUCUGAUAUUGGCAGCGGAGACAGUGUGUCGCCGAAUAUGGCAGGUGUCCCAAUUUGGGUCGUCUGCUGAUAAAGAACAUCAUGACUUUGCUGCUGCAGUGCUUCAGAAAUUUGGUGGGAACAUAAGACGUAUGGAGUUCAAAGAUAAUGAUCGAUGGUUUGGAGGGAUAACGUCUCAUCCUGGCAGAAACUCGGACAAGACAAGGACAUUCAGUAUUCUGGCAGUCUGCUUGGCUUUAUUGCAAAAUGUGGAAGAUGCCAGCACGUUACAACUGAGGAGAACUGUGCUUGAUGAAUUGUCCUGCCUAUAUUCGUCAACUAAUCAACUUGCCUACGAUUUACUCAACAGUGACGACCGAUUUCUUGCUAGCAUAUCAGCUCUAUUAACAAUUGGAAAGGAGAUAGCCACGACCUCAACACAUUCACCCAACGAAGUGAUAAUGGCUAGUUUUCGUCAAAUUCGUUUUGAUCCUGAGACCGUAUUAUCGUGGAUCAACAAUGAUGAGAUCGGACCUGAAACUGUCACAGCAAUCGUUAAGAGCAUGAUAGAUGACAGCGUUGUAUGGAAGACCAUAGUUGCAACUAAAGCUAGCUGCUCUCCUCCUGCCAAGCGAUUUCGCUCUACAGUGGAUGAGUACGACGAGACAUGGCUUGUUCAAGCAAAUCCUCCAUCUGCUAAUGACAUAAGGAUCACCCUUCAUGUACCUUAUGUCGAUGAGGAAUGCCCUGCACAUGAAGUGUCUUUGGCUUUUUCACAGAAAUCUGAGAUCCGCACACGCCAACGGUCAACGCUGCCUGGUCCAGGCUUAAAUGAUUUUGCAGAUUUGGAGGAGAUGCUGGUUGAAUUGAGAUUGGAGAUCAUCAAAGAAAAUCUGGAUUGCGAUAUCGUUCCGUCCAGAAUAUUACCGCUAUAUGAUGCACUGACUCAAUUUACUGGCGCAUUGUCGGAUGAAGGGUUAGAUAACGAGGGUCACGAAGAGGACAGUGAUGAGGAACAACCAAAAAUGAUUUUGAUUUCUUUCCUUUGUGAAUCGGUAUAG